Perkinsus marinus ATCC 50983 is the source of this 246-nucleotide messenger RNA. RefSeq lists its product as hypothetical. The transcript has a single exon. Lineage: Eukaryota; Perkinsozoa; Perkinsida; Perkinsidae. The record is from RefSeq and is a predicted model, not a curated record. Bases 1 to 246 code for a protein of 81 amino acids.
AUGUCCUCCAGUAAUGUUCAGUCUGUGUUGCGUUCAACUGGUGCCCAGACUCCAGUCGAUCGUCUGAACAUGACUCUUUCCGAUAUCAUCCGUAUGGAUGGUAUUCAAGAACUCUCGGACGUGUCUGAGGAGAUUCGUCCUGACGGAGAGUUGGAAAACGCUGAUCCAAUUCCCAGGACAGAUGAAGAAGCUCCCGGGGUAGACCAGGGCAGGAACAGCCCACUCAAGAAGGCAAUUUUGGUGUGA